Molecule: messenger RNA, 1422 nt
Organism: Colletotrichum godetiae
Lineage: Eukaryota; Fungi; Ascomycota; Sordariomycetes; Glomerellales; Glomerellaceae
Exons: 6
Coding region: 1-1422 (473 amino acids)
Molecular function (GO): FAD binding
Source: RefSeq, a predicted model, not a curated record
AUGUCUCCUGAUACUCAGGCAUCGACGCUCACUACUCUACAACCCCUGACUCAGACGUUGAGCCAGAAGUCGAUCAUCACAACAGAUGACCCAUCAUAUAAGCUUCACUCGGAGCCGUUUGCUAUUCAGAAGCAGCUUUAUCCGUCGGUGGUCCUCAUUCCAAGCACCAUCGAAGAGCUCUCUUCCAUUGUACGAUUCUUGUACUCCUCGAGCUUGGACUUUGCUAUCCGAGGUCAUGGGUUCAAGUCGCCUUCCGCCAAAGACGUAAUCAUUAGCAUGCUAAACUUCAAGAGCCUGCAAUAUGACUCGACAAGGAAGAUUGCUAUAGUUGGUGCGAGUGCGACUUGGGAAGAAGUAGUGGGGUUCAUGGAACAAGUUGACCCCAAGUAUUCAGUGCCGGCGGCCCGUACACCAAGCAUCGGAGUCACAGGAUCCAUCUUGAAUGGCGGUCUUUCCUGGAUGUCCACCGAGUAUGGCGGUAUCAGCGAUCCCAUCAACUUCCUAGACGCAGAGGUAGUCAAGUACGAUGGCACGGUCGUCAUGGCAUCUCGGGAGCCAGAUCUUCUCUGGUCCCUCCGGGGAGGUGGCGGUGGCUUCGGCAUCGUUACCAAGGUUCUUCUCCGCGCACAUCCGUACCCAACUGACAUCUGGUCCGGAAUUGUGCUCCUGCCGCGGCGUCUCUUGGCGCAGAUGAUUGAUGAGCUAGUGGAAUUCAAUCACUCUAUGCCUCAUCCCAAGGUCAAUUACUUCAUGUACUUGAUGCCCAAGCAACUUCUUCACACAGUUCUGGAGAACCCUAAGCCUGAUGUGGAGGACUCGGUCAUCUUUCAUCUUUACGACGCCUUGGGUGAGAAGCAUGGCCGAGCUACCUUCCGUUGGGUCCUUGAGAAACCCGGGGCAAUUGAUCGGACAAGAGUUACCAACAUGAAAGGUGUCAUCGACAUGCAGAGAAAUGCAAAUGUGAUGCGAGGCACAAUGAAGACACUGUACGCGCCCAUGGCAGUGGCCGACUUGGAUAGCCGCACAGUCACGCGAGCUAUUGAGUUUUAUGACAAUAUAGCGAAACUAGACCAAUCUAUACACGAUAUGUCUACAGUCAUCUUCGAGUUCCUGUUGCUCCGACCCCCAAUCGGUGGUACAGCAGAGGUUGCCUGGCCUCGAUCCAACAACUUGAAUCACCUGCUGCUAUUUAUCAUUAGCUGUCCGGGAAAUGGAUCAGAUGAACAAGAAAAAAUCAUUCGUCAAAUAUCCAACGAUGCGCCUAGUCAGGUUUUGGGCCCAGAAACUCAAGCAGAAGUCAAUCCUGCUGGUCUUGAGCCAUCAUAUCACGAUGCAAAAGGGGUAUACCGGGACCAUUUUGAGACAUUGGUGGAAAUACGACGUCGUUAUGAUCCCAACAAGCGCUUCCAAUCAUUCUUCUAA